AUGGGAAAGGUGUGUUUCACUGAACUGGCUGGGCAACACUCCUGACUUAGCAGUGUAGGUCAUACCUGGAGGCAAUGGUUAUUGUCCACACACAUGAGUCAUGACAUGGUGUGUUUACAACUGUCAGCUGUCUGGAACUUUACCAGCAGGGUAGAGUUUGUCAAAGCAUCAGUUUUAGUGCAGAAAACCUUUGUGUGUCGCCUAUGGAACAGAUGAAAUAACAGACCUGGAGCUUUCUAGACCUACUAGGAACAGCCUUGAGCCUAAUGGAAUCAGCUACUCAAGCAACAUAAUGUCUUGGUGAUUCACCGAUUCUGUUGAAGAUAAAUGACAACAUCUUCUGUGUUUAGAUUCAUAAAAACAACAUUUGUAGCAGAUUCAUUGUUUUGGAUUUAGAGGGAUGCCACACUUGACUUGUUGUCUUUCCAGCAGUGUACUUCUCCUGACCUCCCUUGUUUAACCUCAUUUCAGUCCUCAGUUGACCUUUGACCUAUGCUUCCUCACCUAACCCGUCACUGAAAAUGUAUUCUGAUCUGAACAGAAAAAGAGCCGGGAUGAGACCUGUGGCGAAGGCAGCGGAGUGGAGAUCCUGGAGAACAAGCCUUAUGAUGACGGCCCAGGGGGAAUCGGCCAGUACACCCACAAGGUCUACCACAUCGGCAUGCACAUCCCCAGCUGGUUCCGCUCCAUCCUGCCCAAGGCAGCACUCCGGGUGGAGGAGGAGUCCUGGAACGCCUACCCCUACACCCGCACAAGGUGUGAGACUACUGCCCCCUACAGGAGUACCACCCUUACACCCCUCACACACACAGGAGUACCACCCUACUUUAUGUUAUUUUUAGUACUAUAUUGAUAUUGAUUACUGCAUUGUUGGGUUUAGAGCUUGCAAGAAAGGCAUUUCACUGUAGUUGUGCACGUGACAUUGAAACUGAAACACCCCCACACACAUAGGAGUACCACCCUUACUACCCCCCACACACAGAAUUACCCACACAGAUCAGUACCACCCUUACACCCCCAUACAGUCAGGGAGCCUCCCCCACUUCCACAGGAAAAGCUCAACAUGUGAGCCAGUACAGUAUGAUGAGACUGUUUCCCCUAAGCUUAUACCCAUGCCCAUAGUGAGGGAGUUGAUAGGGAGGGCGUCGAUUUUGAGGGGUAUGAUCAGUUGUAUUCAACAGACCAUCUCAACAUCAAACCUUAUCCAUAAUGGAGUGAUUGUUUAUAUAAUCUGCCUCUUCAGGAAAAUACUGUUACUAAGAGCCAAGUAAAGAGCCAAGCAAAGCUUCCAGAGCAGUUGUCAGAACACUGCUGAGCGUGCCAACCAAGACAUGGACAGUCUUCAAGUCAGCAGCUCUGCUAGCCAGCCUGUCGUUAAGAGUUGAUGACUCCCCAAGUCUUAGGGUCUGUCUGUCUGUCUGUCUGGGGCCUGGGCAGAGCCGCAGGCGUGAGGCUGCUGAAAUGAGAAGUGCCCCUUGAAAACACUGUCAAGGUAUUGAUAGACUGGAGCCGUCUGCUGACACGUUUAUCAAAGCAGUGACAGCUCUGCUGCAGAAGACUGACUCGAGAGAUGGGCAGAGCUAGCACCUCUACACCUCGCCUGGAGCCAGAAACAGAGAGCGAGAGUUCGGGGUGAGAAAGAUCUAGAGUGACAGACAGAGACGAAUACAAGCAGUAGCUAACUCUUGCCAUGUAGGCAUAUUUUGGGCCUGCCCAUCAUUUAACAAAGAACCCACUAAAUAACAGAGACAUCAAGAUGUUUCCACCAGUAAUUUCCCUGUGAGUAUAUACUGUGUCCAGGUCAACAUAUUGUGGUUAUUUAUUACCGUGACCUCUAAGCUUGCUGUCUUUUCUCCUCCAGGUACACCUGUCCCUUUGUUGAGAAGUUCUCCAUUGACAUUGAGACAUACUACAAGCCAGACACAGGGAACCAGCCAGACGUCUUCAACAUGUCCCCAGUCGAGAAAAGGCUAAGGACUCUGGGUAAGAACCUGUGGUGCAAGUCUGGGACAAAUAGUGGGAGAUUAGAAGGACACUAUAGCUUCAGACCACAGUGUCCAAAUUGACAACACUGUUAGAUGGUGAUUAUUUUUCCUCACUAUGGACAACUUACAAAAUGACAGACCUAUGUUAGUGGUCUUGUUUGAAUAGUCAUGAUUAGUAUUGAGGUCUUCCUGACGCAUGACCUCCACAAGGGUUAGAGGGAAGCUCCUGGUCUCACACAGCAGCCAGUAGAGUAGAGGCCCACUGGUGGCCGUUUGCUACCACUGCAGCUGUUUUCCUGUUGUUGGCGGCAAUAGAGUCUCGUCAGAAGUGAUGCUGCUCAGAUGCUCAUGGUUUGAGGGCAUGCAGUGACCUAAUUUACACAAUUCAUUGCCAGUGUUCCUGAGAUGUCAUGAAUGACAUUUCUACCCUGGUUCAUCGUCAGCUGUUGACUGAAAAGGGAAAAUGUUUGUCUUAGAAAUACCAAAUCCAGUGUGUACUAUUAAGUGUCCUAGAUUUAAUUAACGUGUCAAAAUAACUUGGUUGUUAAACAAUUUUGUUUCGACCAACAGCCAUAAAACGACUGGCUAUGUUAUGUAGGAAAAUGUGGACACCCCAACAAACCACCUGCUCAUAUGUACAUGUUAUUUCUGGCAUACGUGUUCAAAUCAGACUCUCUUGCAGACCCCAUCGACAUUGUCAAAGAUCCCAUCCCCCCACAUGAGUACAUGCAAGAGGAGGACCCUCGGAUCUACAGGUCAGACAAGACCAAGAGAGGCCCUCUGCAGGAGGACUGGAUCGAGGAGUACAACAAUAACCCAGGGAAGACGCCCAUCAUGUGUGCUUACAAACUGUGCAAGGUGGAGUUCCGCUACUGGGGCAUGCAGUCCAAGAUCGAGCGCUUCAUCCAUGAUGUAGGUGCGUAUUAGAUGGGAUUAGUCGUUGAAAGAGUACUUUUAACAGUACCUUGAUAUAUCCCUUCCCCGGUGCUGGCAUAUGAGUGCUUGGUCCAAGAGCAGUAGUGUUUCCAUACUACAGGCAUGCUGCUGCUGACUAGUUUAGCUAGCAAACUUCAGCUGACAUCGUGUCAAUAUGUUAUAGGUGGUGGCCAGGUGGGAUGCACUGAUCUUUUCCAGUGCUGUCUGUCUAAAUAUUCUCCCCUCCCAUCCCUCAGGGCUGAGGAAGGUGAUGGUGCGGGCCCACCGGCAGGCCUGGUGCUGGCAGGAUGAGUGGUACGGCCUGACCAUUGAGGACAUCAGACAGCUGGAGCUGGAGACCCAGCUUGCUCUGGCCCAGAAGAUGGCCCAGUUCAGCCAGGCAGAGGAGGCCACUGAGGCCAAUGGAGCUGCUUCAUCCCCAGACAAGAACCAGGAGGCCAAAGAUACCAUCAGCUCCUUAGAAACUGAGGAGGUGGUCAGUGCAGGGGGUGGGGGAGACUCUCUCCAAACAAAACGAGCAGGGCUCACCAAGCAGUGGUCCACCUCCUCCAGAUCCUCCCGCUCAUCCAAGAGAGGAGGUGAGAUGUUUGAGCCCAAUUGUCUGUAUCUGUGUGGAGAUGUUGGACUGUUUAACAAGCAGGUGGUGUACAGACAUCAUUUGUUAUUGAGUAUGUAUCUAGGUGCUGUAUCUACACUACCACUGUCCCUGCUUUAUCCAGAUAUGUUUUACCUGCUUGUUCAAUAUACAGUCUAAGGACAAACCCCUCUCCUACAGACAGUACAACCCCCAUCCCCACCUCUAAGCAGCAGUCAGAAUCCUGCCUGCCACCUGGACCCUCUCUCUCUGCCAGUCAGCCUCAUUUCACCCCCUAUUACCUAAGACCGGGAAUUGCCAGGGACCUCAUGAUACGAUAUUAUCACGAUACUUAGGUGCCGAUACGAUAUGUAUUACGAUUCUCACAAUUCUAUAUGUAAUGCUAUUUGAUACUGUGAUUUUGUUGCGAUUCAAUGUUCCAAACAUAUUGCUCACCAUAUGUCUGCUGCAGAACGACAAGGGAGAACCAUGAGAAAACAAGUUUUGAUCAGUCAUGGAAAUAAAAGUGCUGAAACAAAUUGGCUCCCUAUUUAAAAAGAAAAAAGAAAACAAGCUAUGAAGGAAAAAUACUGAGUUUUGGUGCAGGUACAGCCAACUAGCGCAAAAAUAAUAUUGUGUUUUUGUCAAUACGUUACGAUAUAUCGUCAAAUAUAAUAUCCCGAUAUGUAACUGUAUAGAAUUUUUUCCCCCAAUAACUACUAUUAUCCCACUCUACAGCGCUCUCCUGGGCUAUUUAUAGCAGCAGUAUUGACAUCACAGGCUAGUGGAGACUGACUCUCUUCACACUGACCCUCCGCUCCACCCCUGCUGCUCCUCUCUCUUGGCUGACAGGCACAGCUGCGCUCCCUAGCCCAUGAGCAUCCAGCCAGCCAGGCUUUCAAAGAGACCCCCCCCCCCUCCUCCUCAGUAAUGAUAUAGGAAGCUAACAACAGACAUGAGGGACAGACAGUCCUACUUUUAGUCCAGGGUCUUUUUUCUGUGCGCUAAUUGACUGUUAGUGUGUCUGUGUUACGUUGGACUCCACACUUCACACCCCCUCCUGACCACUGAGCAAUUGAUCUGUGAUUAAGUCAAGCGUAACAGAGACUGUUGAGUGUUUGUGUGUGUAUCAGCAGGAGUGUGUAUUAGUAGGAAUAUGAUGCAGUUGGGUCUUAAAAUAACAGUGGUACGGUUUGUUCCCCUCUGUGUGAUUCAGCGAGCCCAUCACGCCACAGCCUCUCUGAAUGGAGGAUGCAGAGCAUAGCACGAGACUCCGAGGACAGCUCAGAAGAGGAGUUCUUUGAUGCUCACGGUAAAUCCACCAUUUUGAUAAAGUCCUCUUAGAGGCCUGGAGUAGGUUACAGGAGACAACACUAGUAGUGUGUUCCUUUCCCGUAACCCUCCUGUUGCAUCCUCCUUUGACUCAGCAUGCGUCUCUUCAACACAGAUCAGUUCUUAAGCUACCCAGAUACCCAGCAUGCUUUUGGCUUGCGGUUGAAAUAGGUGGGUGUAGCUCGACACUUCGGUUCAUCUGCUGGCCCAGGAGAGGACUGACCCCGGGUUUUGGCUUGUCCUGAAGAAGUGCUGAAAUCAUCACCCUCUACCUUCACCUGUUCCCCAUUGACAAAACUAUCUCCCCCUGCCCUCCUACACACACAACACACACCUUUACACCAUCCCUAUUGCAUUUACCAGACAGUUCGUGAAGACAUUACUAAGUCUGUACUUCAUAAAGCUCAUCACCUCCCCACAUCCAUCACACAUUGCCUGUAGAGAGUCAAUCAUCCCAUCAAGUCAAUCCACAAAAUGAUGUAUGUGUGGAAGCAUGAUUAACUUUGAUUUUUUAAUGACAUAAUAAAGUAAGAAGUAAUGAAAUAAGAAUAAUAAAGCAAUGCAUGUUUCCUUUGUAUCUAUUUAUUUAGAUGAUACUGAUGCUAUUUGGAUUAAAUCUGUAUCAACAGUUGAAACUGUUCAUGAGAUGUCAUGAAGUAACUGCAUGUGCAUUUAGCUGCAUGUUCAAAUAUAUAUAGCUGUAUGCUUUUGGUGUUUGUGCCGUUAUUUAUGUUCACAAUGAGAUGGUAGCUGUUUCUGGUGAAUAUAAAUUGUUGUUUCAUCCCUGGAUUCAUCUGUUUUUCACUAACCAUCAUACAGUGGUAUGUUUAUACCAUUAUACACACCCCAGUAUGUGGCUAUCGGGAGUCUUCAACUUUUCAUUGGACACCUGAUUAGUUAAUUUAAAUCAAUUAAAAUGUGGAAACUAAAUGCUGAAACAUAAUCAAAUAAUGCUUCACUGUAACUUGUUUUAUUAUACAAGCAACCCUACUCAGUCGCUUCAUGAGUUAAUCCCUUGAUAAUGAACUCAGACAACAUUGCCAUAAUGAGCAAGGAUUUCUAGAGCAGCAGUUUGGUGAGGGUUGUAAUGUAAUAGGACAGUAAGUACUGACAUUGGCUCCACAGAAUAUUUUCCUCAUUACAUUUUCCUUGUGAGCACAGUAGCAUAUCAUAAGAGCUGAGAACACCCAUGCCUGUCUCUGGAUGAGCCGUUCAUUAAGAUUACCAUGAUCAGAUGGUGAUGCGAUUGUAGAGAUUACAAGGAUGACAAUAGCAUACAUACAGGCAUAUGUAAUAUGUAUAAAUAUGUCUGUAAUUAAAUUAACAGAAUCAAGUCUGAUAGUAGGCAUAUAGCUAUAACAUUCUGUCAUCAUAGUGCCACACUGCUUACACUAUCCAUUCAUGACCAUUUUAUGUCAGAUCAUGGAAUGAUUAAACCAAUAUGACACAUGAAUGCUGCUGCUCUGUAGCAAAAGUGUUUGAGCAUACUCCGAUAAAUGCUCAUGCUCAUAUAAAAGCUUUGAUACUGCUCAGCUUCUUUAACUGAACUGAGCUUCUCCCUGAUCUGUGCAAAUGAGGACCAGCAAAACAUUGUUUUGGAGGUUUGAGUGGUGACCUUUUGAUAAAGCAGAAGUGUGCAUAGGAUACAGGUUCUAUAAUGUGAUUUCACUGAAACAUCCCAGUGGCUUGGUGAUUUGAUUGAGGAGGCUAUGCUAUUCCAAAACCACUAUUGUUUCUAAAGGAACACAUAAAAUGCAAGGUAGCAAUUACUUUAUUUAUCAGUAUUAAUAUUUAUCUCAAAUCAUAAUGUCCUAUGGUAGCGAUCAGGGUGUACUGUAUGUUUGUCUCUAUCUGUACUCCGCCAGUACACGGAAGCCUCUUUCACAUUUGUGAACAUAUAAAUGUCUAAAAAGUUCAGUGUUCCUUGUCACAGAAUGUUUGAGAAUGAUCUGUGACUGGUCAUCUGGGCCCAGUUUUUCAAAAAGUAUCUGGAUUUCUCCUAUAGGAUUAAAUGCAUAGAAAUAGAAUGAAUAGAACGGACAAAUCAUUGACUUGAAUGGGGACUCCCUUUCUAAAUCCGGAUAGAUAACUUUUGAAAAACUGGGCCCUGAAUAUACUGCAGAUGGGAUAAAAUGGCACAUUGACUUAAUAGGUAUAAUACUUGGUAAUAUGGACACUUCGUAAAAACUAAUCCUGUCCCUUCUCCCCACAGAGGACUUGUCAGGUGAUGAAGACAUUUUCCCCAAGGAGAUCGCCAAGUGGAACUCCAACGACCUCAUGGACAAGAUUGAGGCGGCUGACGCAGAAGACACCCCUGGUAUGGAGACAAACGCUGUCUGUGUUGUAUUAUGGGAGAUGUAGGCAAGACAGAGGAGAUGGAGUUUGUGUCAAAGUGUCUUUUUUUUACUGACAGUAUUAUAUUACUCUGAUUCUCAAUGUUAAAGUGUGUCUGUGGAUGUUUCUGCAGGAGAGCUGUACAAGGAUAUGGCAGGGGACUAUGAGAGGGCAGCCAGCGAGGAGAGACUAGAUGAGGUAGGUACCUGGGAGGGUGAAUGGCUUUUCAACUGAACAUUGAUAUACCAACAACUCCAUUACAUUCAGACCCAAUAUCAGUAGCAUGUCACAUAGAUGCGGUCUGGCUGAGUUCAUAUUCAGACAAAAUAUCAACAUUGAACAUGCAGGAGGUAUGAGCUAAAAGGAAACUUAAAUCCCAGUCACUAAAGAUGAUAAUAAUAAUAAUAAUAAUAAUAAUAAUAAUAAUAAUAAUAAUAAUAAUUGGUCAUUUAGCAGACGCUCUUAUCCAGAGCGACUUACAGGAGCAAUUAGGGUUCGACAGAUUUUUCACCUAGUCGGCUCGGGGAUUAGAACCAGCGACCUUUCGGUUACUGGCACAACGCUCUUAACCACUAAGCUACCUGCCUAAAGCGUUCAGGCCUAACAGUAGGUGUUGAAGUGAAUAUUCUGUGUAGGGCUUUAGUGGUCCACUCCUUUAGACUCUCUGUCUUGUGUUCAGAUGGGUGGCUCUGUUAGCAGCCAAGCCUAUAGCUCUACCAUUCCCACCAUCACUGUAACCAAGCACCAGUCAGUAAGUAAACUUCCUGUCCCAUUCCAUUAUGGGCCAGAGUAGAUCCACAGAGACCCUAACAGACCCAGUACUAACCACCCUGCUCCUGCCCUUGCCCCAGCCCACCCCCUCUCUACUCCUCAAACCCCCUAUCCCUUGUGAAAUAUCCUCUGAACUGUAGUCGUGGCGUUUACAGUGUACAGCCUCUAAAAAAUGUGAGUUUUGGAAAACACAAAAACUUAACAUUUACAUUUUCCCCUUUUAUGUCAGUGUGGUUUUGUAUUUCUAUACAAAUGUGUCUUUGCCCUUGGUUUUUGUUGUUGUUGGCUUGUUGUUGUGGUUGGCUAAAGUUGGAAUCGUUUGCAAUGUGACCAGCUGGGGUGUAGGUUGGUCCAGCGUCUCUUAAUGAUGCUCUCAGUGUGAAGAGGAAAGCUGGACAAGCAUGCUGUUGCUGGAUAGGGUGUAGUUAUCACACACUGUAUACACUUCCUGUGUUUCAUAUCUGAAGGAAGUGGAAGUGCACACUGAACACACAAUGAGACGUAUCACUAUAUACUAAAGAGGUGUGUGCAAACACAAAGCCCUGUUACUGUCUGUGUGGUUUUGUGAGUAAGUCAAGAAGCAUGUUGUCAGUGGUCAUGAUACAUUAGCAGCCAAGCCAGAAGCAUGGUUCUAUGGGUGAAUGGCUUCAUUUCCGUUGAGUUUAACAGAUCUCUCUGCCCCUCAUCCUGCCUUUUCUCUUCACCUCCCAUUCACUCCAUCCAUUCCCCCUCCUUUCCUCCCCCAUAAUAGGACCUCUCCUCCCAGCAGUGUCUGCAGCCUUCUAAGAUUCAUGUGCUAAUCCUGGUGCUACAUGGGGGCAACAUCCUGGACACGGGCGGAGGGGACCAGACCAGUAAGCAAGGCGAUGUCAACACCAUCAGCACGGCCUUUGACGCGGUGAUGCGCGUGCACUAUCCCACUGCGCUGGGUCGCAUCGCCAUCCGCCUGGUUCCCUGUCCCGCCAUCUGCGCUGAGGCCUUCUCCCUGGUGUCCAAGUGAGGGACACACACACUACACAACCGUAGAUACUGUGUACACAACUACAGUACACACACUACUUCUACUACUAUUACUAACCUAUCCCCUGUGUGUGUGUCCCUGGCUUCAGUCUGAGCCCAUACAGUUAUGAUGAGAGCUGUCUGUCUAGCAGUCAGGACCACAUCCCCCUGGCUGCCCUGCCUCUCCUGGCCACCUCCGCCCCCCAGUACCAGGAGGCUGUGGCCACUGUCAUCAUGAGAGCCAACCAGGUGUACAAUGACUUCAUCAGGUCCCUGAACGGGGCAACCUUCUCUGGCCAGGUGAGGAGCUGCUACUGGCCUGUCAGCGUCUCCAUUGUUACGGACAACGGCUGCUCUUUAUUUGGAGUCUAAAAUUGCAAGAGCAUGUUUCCAAGUCAAGGAGGAUAUUUCUUAUGAAGAACAUCAUUUGGAUUUGAAUCCUUUUAGCAACAAAUUAAUUAUGUGGGUGUUUUCUGUUUCUAAAUUAUGUGGGUGUUUUCUGUUCCUGCAGGUAAGACAAAUGAAGCUAGCAUUCAAUAUUUGACGCAAGUUGAAUUUAGUAUACAUUUUUAUAAAAAAUUGUCAGAGGCUCACAUAAUUUGAUUAGAUUAUUUGUACGUGUGUGUGCCCACAUGUUUGUGGGUGUGUUUGAUGAUGUGGUUAUUACGGCUGAUUCUUUUUAAAGGGGUUGGGCACUCUUAUCUGCAUCCUGUUUGAUAUCUAAUGAUCUGAUCUGUUUUAGUAAAUUGACCUGUGACCUCUGUGUAGGUGUGCCUGAUUGGGGACUGUGUGGGAGGGAUCCUGGGGUUUGACGCAUUGUGCAACAGCAACCAAACUAUUGGUGAGAGCCAGAACAGCAGCCGCAGGGGUAGUGUAAUCAGCGUACAGGUAAGACCUAAACCUUGAAGCUUAGUUACUCUCCCUGUUCCUAAGCUUGCAUCUUUACCCAUACCCCAAAUCACAGACACUCACUCACCCAGGAGCUCUAAAUACAAGUUUCAACGCUCUAGUAUUUCACCACCACAUUUCUCCUCUGGGAAGGACACUUAUCCAGCGCCCAACCUAGGUCUGGUGCCAUUUGCAUGUCAGUCAAGUUCACUAUACAUUCCCCAACCUCUGUCCUCCCCUCAUCCCUCCCUGCAGGACCAGGACCUCCUCUCCCCAGGCAUCAUCAUCAACAGUGGGCACGGCUCUGCCUCUCCCACCCUGGAGGGCAGCCGCCACCUGAGCCUCAGCAACAUCGACAUCCCCCGCUCAGGAGGACCAGACGACCCCAAGAGACAGCUGCCCCGCAAAAGGAGCGACUCCUCCACAUACGAGCUGGACACCAUCAAACACCACCAGGCCUUCCUGACCAGGUGUGACGGUGGUUUAUAUUACUACAGUUACAUUCCAUCAUUGAUGUAGCUGAUGGAUAAUUUGUUACUGUCACUGUACUGAGAAGGGUAUGGCUAUGCAUGUGAUAUUGUAGAGUCAUGGGUUGCUAUAAUCUUUUACCUACAUUGGUCUCUGUUUGUCUUACUGUGUGCUGUGUUUGUGUGUAUACUUGUGGAUGUGCUUCCCUUCUGACUCUGGCUGUUUGUCUAUUGUUGUCCCCUCAGCCUCCACUCCAGUGUUCUGCGGACCGACCCGUGCUCCCGCAGGUCCAGCAGCAGCACCUUCCAGGAUGCAGGCUGUCUGGGGAAGUUUGACUUUGAGGUGGCAGACUUCUUCCUCUUCGGCUCUCCUCUGGGCCUUGUCCUUGCCCUGAGGAAGACUGUCAUUCCUGUGCUGGAUGGUAAUCCCACCUAAACAGAGGGAAAAUGAAUAAAGUGCUUUAAAAAUGUAUUAUUUAAUAUGUGAAAAGUUUUGUGCUAUGAAUCGGGUAGUGAAAGCCUAGUAGGUACUGUGGGGUCUUAACUCCUUGAAACCCCCUUCUCCUUCUUUACGCCUGUUAACUCUGUCUCCCCUUAGUGGCCCAGCUGCGCCCAGCUUGCCAGCAGGUCUACAACCUGUUCCAUCCAGCCGACCCCUCAGCCUCGCGCCUGGAGCCCCUCCUGGAGAAGAAGUUCCACCUCCUGCCCCCCUUCAACGUACCCCGCUACACACGCUUUCCCCUGGGGGACGGCAACUCUGCUCUACUGGGUGAGCACACUGGAAUGAAAGCUGGAAGAGUUCACUCAGACUCACACACAGUCCUGUACCUGUAUGAGCAUAUAUCUGUUGUGGAUUUAUAUGCAAACAAAAAUGUACUAAUUUGUUACAUUCAUUGGUUAUAUAGCCCUUGUUUUGAUUAGCCAUUGGGGACUCUGUGUGAUGUAACAGUGUGUAGAAACUGACCAAUGUGAUGGAAUAUGUUGUUAGUUUUCUGACUUCUUUCCCACACGUGCAGGGAAUGUCUCAGAGACCUAUUGCCAGUGGUCUGUGGUUUGCUAUAGAGAGAUACACCGAAAAUAGCUUCAAGUUGAGAAAAAUGAAAAAAUAUAUAUUGUUUGUGCUUCAAGUCUUUGUGAAGCAAUGUUCUCAUGUAUAUAUUGUCAUGGUGCUGCUGGUUUCUGUUGUGGUUGGUUAGCCCUUACAGUAGAUUAACCUUAAAGGUUACACUGCACCUUUUCUGUUUAAGUAGGGGGCGGCUGGUAACCUAGCGGUUAAGAGCAUUGGGCGAGUAACCAAAAGGUUGCUGGUUCGAAUCCCCGAGCCGGCAAGGUAGAAAAAUCUGCUGUUCUGCCCUUGAGCAAGGCAGUUAACCCCCAACAACUACUGCUCCCUGGGCACCGAUGAUGUGGACGUCAAUUAAGGCAGCCCCCCACACCUCUCUGAUUCAGAGGGGUUGGGUUAAAUGCGGAAGACACAUUUCGGUUGAAUGCAUUCAGUUGUGCAACUGACUAGGGAUCGUAUUUCCCUUCCCAAUGAUACAGUAUUAUUCUGGAUAUUUAAUUUUGAUUAUUUUUAUCUUAGAAAUGAUAUGAUAGAUUGUUAAGUAAUAUGUUGAUAGUUUUUAUCUAAUGAGCUGUCAGCCCAUAUUCUCAGGUGUACUGUGCAGCAUUAAUCAUUGAGAAAGUUUUAAUUAUUCAUUUUGGUUCCGUAAUCAGUGUGUGCAGAGGUUAAUUUAAAUGCGAGUCAGAACCAGAGUCAUAUAUACACUGAGUGUACAAAACAUUAACACCUGCUCUUUGCAUGACAGACUGACCAGGUGAAUCCAGGUGAAAGCAAUGAGCCCUUAUUGAUGUCACUUGUUAAAUCCACUUCAAUCAGUGUAGAUGAAGGGGAGGAGACAGGUUAAAGAAGGAUUUUUAAACCUUGAGACAGUUAAGACAUGGAUUGUGUAAGUGUGCCAUUUAGAGGGUGAAUGGGCAAGACAAAAUAUUUAAGUGCCUUGGUAGUAGGGUAGGGUAGUAGGUGUCAGGCAUACUGGUUUGUGUCAAGAACUGCAACACUGCUGGGUUUUUCCACCACCCAAAGGACAUCCACCCAACUUGACACAGCUGUGGGAAGCUUUUGACACCUUGUAGAGUCCAUGCCCCAACUAAUUGAGGCGGUUCUAAAGGCAAAAAGGGGGGGGGGGGGGGGGGGGGGGAUAUGCAAUUUGUUGACACCACAACACAGUACAGACUUGGAUACACAUUAUCCCAAAUGCUACUCUGUUUUGCUUUUUUACAGCGGGUCAAUUCAUAGGGAACUGUCGGAGGCGUUCUCGUGUUGUUACAUCACUAACAUUUUUAGAAUAAAUGUGCUAACAUGGUGGCCUGAAUUACAAUCCAAGAACAGCAUCACCCUGCUCCCCUAAGCUCUACUACAACCUGUUGUUGCCUUAGUUACUGCUACUGCAGUAUUUCCUGUAGCUCUAAUGGCUUGACUCGUUUCACAUUUCUGUUGUUCUUGUUAUUGCUUCAUGUUUUCUGUGUCUUCAUUGUCUUCCUUUCCCCUCUCUCGGCCUCCUGCCCCCAUCUCUGCAAAAACCUACCCCCUUCCCCUGAAAACCCUGCCCCCUCCCCUCUGAUCCCCCACCUCCCCCUCUAGUGGAGACAGUCCAGAGCAACCCUCAGCUCCUGCUCGAUAGUGGGACCCCCCUCUCUUUCCGCUGUCAGGAGGCCAUCAGCGAGACCUGCAUCCCUGUGCCCGUGCUAAACUGGCAGGAGGGCUCCCUCAAGGCCACACCUGCUGUUCUGGAGUGUGUGUAGCCUCUCCUCUUCACCUGCAUCCCCCCCGAUGUCUCUCACUCUGUGUCGUACAUGUCUUUUUGUGUUAGUUGCACCCUCUCUUUCCACACUGACUUUGUCUGUGUAUGUAUGUUUUCACACCCUUACCAAUACUGGUGCAUUAGAAUGCUUUGGGAAUGUUACCCCAGUCAAGAGUUGGGGUCACAUUACUGGCUGUUCCAGGUCAAUCGUGUCAUGUAUGAGCCCUCAUUCUGCAGGAUUCAGUCCAUUGCCUUUAUUAUAGCUCAUUAGCAUGGCCCUCAGAACCUGUCUGUUUAAACUAUCUCUAAACAAUGAGGUGAUCAAAAUGCAAUAGUCAUUAGUUGUUGGAAUUUUAGUGAUUUAGAGAGACAGCAAUGGCUGACACAGUGAAUGAAACCUUGACCUGGAAUAGUCUGUCCUUGUUUUGCUGUGUUUCGCUGUUGCCAUAAAUGAUUGAUGUCCUUUGAAAUGGUAUGAAAAUAUGGUGCCUCUUCCUGCACUCAUUGUUAUUAUGUGGUUUCUUUGCUGCUGCAGCAUCUCCUCGACGUCAAAUACAAGAGUUGGGGAGUGUGUUUAAGGUGGUAGGCAAUGGUCCCCAUAUAAACCAUAACACUGUGACUAGAGAACUAUCUUCUGGGUGAUUUUGCCAAAUCUGAGGCUUGGAAGCUAUACUGACUGUGUUGCUCAGAUGUCUGCUUGAAUCAUUGAACCCUGCCCCUGCCCCUUGCAUUGUAAUUGUGUAUCCUUGUGUUUUUCUGCUAGUGAUGGUGGUGAAUAUUGUAUCUCCUGACCUUUUUGUUACAACAUGUAGAUUAGCUUCGUAUACUAAAUGGGACUGUUACCACUAAAAAUACAUACAAUAAUAAUCCAGCUAAUCAUUUGACAGAUAUUAAAAACUUUGAGACAUAGUACUGUGACAACCAAUGGAGUAACAUGUCACUUUUAACAUGCUGUUGUAUUCAUCAGGCCACUAUUUGAUCACUCACUGAUUGUCCAAGAAAUCUGACGUUGGCACCUGCUGGUUUCUGAAACCAUGGUGUGGUCCAUCACAUUUCUUGGUUGCAACCCCCUCCUUCUCAUCCUGUUGCCUUCCUGUUCAUCCACCUCUCCUCUUGUCUAUGUCUAAUGGGAUCUCCUUGUUUCGACUCAAUAGCGGAUGUUGUUCAGUCUCAUGGUGGUGUCUUCAUGGACAGUUCGUACCCCUCCUCCCCUGUUACGGGCCCCCACUGCCGGGGCCUGCGCAGGGCCAGUGAGGUCAGCAUUGCCAGCCAGGUUUCAGGAAUGGCAGACAGUUACACUGCCACCAACAUAGCCAACAGUAAGUGUUCUCGUUACCACAAGUAUCUCUCUCACACUGCUCCAUCUCAACUCCUCUUUCAGUCAAUCUCUUCUCUAGUCUUUCUCUCUUCUUAUUUCCACCCCCUCUUUUCUUUUCUGUCUUGCUCUAUCUUCCUGGUCCUACUCCACUGCAAUCUUUUCUCUCAAUCUUCUCUCUCUCUCAUUCUGACCGUUCUUACUCAGACUCUGCACACAUCACUCACUGCGCCGGAUCCCAAGCAGCUCUGUAGUGACCCAGUUGUGCCUGCAUUCACAGAAUAACCACAUAGCUACCUGCUAGCUCAGCUCCAACACAUUAUGACACCUGUGAUGGAUUGCACUGCUCUAAGCCCCUUCAUCAUAGAGGGAGCGUAACAUCACCACAGACAUACAGUGGACGUUAUCCAUUGUUCAAAUACAAUGUGCCAGAAGAUUAUUACUCUACUACUAGAGAAGCAAAAGCUCACCUCCUUUCACUGCGUGUCUGUCUUACUCUGACCCAUUGUUUGAAUAUAAAUGCAAAGGCUGUGUUCUGCAUUUAUUUAAUGUUUGCCAUGCAUGUAAAGAGACCCGUUUAGCUGAAUCAUUCCUGCAUUGUUCGCUCCCUGUCGCACUGUCUGCCCAGGUGACCAAGCUUCUGUUGUGUUAUACUCUCUAUCUGAAGUGGAUAUGUCCUAUAUAAGGCCUAAUAACACCUACAGAAGUAUCACAUGGCUUUCAAAACAUUUACUAACAAUGUACUCAGUUGGGAAGUUGUGCGUUGAUGAGAGAAUUUCCAGUUCAUGGUUAUUGGAAGAAAUGCCAUGGAAUGCUUUUUUCACUGUUCAGGAAUACAACAAAACUGAGAGUGCACAAUAUGUUGUGAAAAAAGUAUGAAAAUGGGUUUUGUCAAAGAUCAUUCUAACCUUCUUUUUCAGUUCAUCUGAGGACCAGUUGGACACUCAAUUGAAUACUUUGUUUUGAAGCCAUUUUCAGGUUGUGAAUGCAGCUGGUAGCAAAAGUACUUCACAUUUGUUUGUAAACUGGAAUUAACUGCAUUAUACUGUAUGACACCAAUUUCCUUUGUCAUUAUCCAUCAAUAAUUUUCACGUGGUUUCUUUCUUUUUGUUUUGUUUCCCAUAGCACAACCAUGCCAAAUUAACCAAACCAAAAAACUCAGCCUUUUGUCCCAAAUCGCCCUGACAUCACAAACCAAAUUCUCCCUGAGAAGCCCCCAUAAGUCCUGUAGAAAAGAAAGGACUGAUCCAGUCCAAGGAUCUACUGACACAGACACAGGAAAUGGGCCACAACCAGACCAAGAGGCAGACCCAGAAGCUAACAGAUGUGUAAGCCCCUGUGGCUCUGGUCAGUUAGAGAGACACCUGUCAGCUGGCCUGGAUUAUACCAUAUAUGACCUGGUCUCCCUGGACUCCCAGGCAGAGGUGGAUCAAGGUAUUCUUCUAAGAGACUGGACCCUAUCAACUCUGUACCAAAGCCAGGCUGAGGCUACUACUGACUCCUAUCCUCCUCUUCUUUAAAUCCUAAUUCAUUGUGCAAUCAAUCUCUUUUUAAUAUGCUUCUUGUCUACCAUAGACAUCUCCCAGCUUGACUCAGUCUCUCCCUCUGUUUCUAUGAUGAACUCUGCUCUGAAAGGACUGACCACAACCCUGUUCCCUGGUGGAAUAUGUUUAUUGUAUACAACAUACUCCCAACAAACCUGCAGUAAGAGACCCUCUAUGCCUACUGAGAUGAUAUUGUGACUUUAAAAGUGUAACAUACCCAUCAUCCAAAUGAUAUAGCGGGAAGGCUACUGGCCAAAUUUGCCAGUCUCUGCCUCACAGUUGACACGAUUGAACAUGGCAAGUUUGUGAGCAGUCCACCACCAACAAAAUGUAUCAAUACUGAAGAUAUCUUUACAAAACCAUCACACAAUUGUACCACUGCCAUGUGGUGGAGCCCUAUGGACACUGUAACAGAUCAGGUUCAAUAGAGUGAAACAAUAACAAAAUGUUAUUCAGAUAUUUUUGUCCUAGCCUGUUCUGGAGGCAAACAUUAAUUCAUCAGUGACAGUCCUAGUGUGAAUCCACUUAGUGAAGUUUUAUUUGGCAAAAUCAUUGAACAGAUGUCUUUAAAAUCCCAUCUUCCCUUCGUGUUUCAUAUACUAAUACAAAUAACUAUGCUGGUUUAACAUUUACUCAUUUUUCUUGUACUAACUUUAACAAUAUAAUUAUUGCAUAACAAUUCAAAGCUUUGUCAGCUGGGAGUAACACUCUUCAACUCCUGUCUUACUUCCCUUAUAGCUGAGGAACUGCUGUGGACUAUCUGGGCUUUGAUAGGAGUUUAUGAUUUAAUGCAGUCUUCCUUCAAAUGGUUAAUGUUUUAACCUUUCCAGGGGUGUGUAUUGGGAUGUUUUGCCCCCAUGCCACCCCACCCUUACCCAUGUACCCCCUCUCACCGUGCAGUCGCAGCCCGUUGGUGGGGCACCAAGCGUAUGGACUUUGCCUUGUACUGCCCUGAUGCCCUGACAGCCUUCCCCACGGUGGCACUACCGCACCUCUUCCAUGCAUCCUACUGGGAGUCCACUGAUGUAGUGUCCUUCCUGCUGCGACAGGUAAGCUCACCCCCCAAACAUCCAUGGCCUGUGCUUCUCGCCCCCUUUACACUAGUGUAGGCAUGGUGAGUAUGUAUGGUGUCAUCUAUAUGUUUCUUUUAGGUGAUGAGGCAUGACAACUCCAGCAUACUGGAGCUGGAUGGUAAGGAGGUGUCAGAGUUCACUCCAUCCAAACCUCGGGAGAAGUGGCUCAGGAAGAGAACCCAUGUCAAGAUCAGGGUACGGUCUGGUGCAAUUAGAACAGUGUUAACCACUCUAUAGGCUAACACUGUAAUUGUGUCUCAAUCUAUUCAUGUGUGUGUAUCUUUGACAGAAUGUGACAGCCAAUCAUCGUGUGAACGAUGCAGUGUUCACAGAAGAUGGGCAGCAGAUCGUGACUGGCCGCUUCAUGUACGGACCUCUGGACAUGGUUACAUUGACAGGGGAGAAGGUGGGCCCUCGCUCUCUCUCGCUCUCUCAGCACUCAUUCUUUUUAUUUAUCAUUACAACAAUGAAAACAGUAUGUGUGUAACACAUAAAGGCCUAUAUACAAAUAUAUGUACCAUCCAUCUUAUCCAUAUGUACUUAUCCCUCCAUCCAUGAGUCAUAUCUGUAUUUGUUUUAAAUCCAACACACAGCACAUGUAUGUGCAAAUCCUAUAUGUUUGUGUUCAUAGUGGUCGUAUAUCUCUAUGUUUACAGGUGGACAUCCACAUCAUGACCCAGCCUCCAUCUGGAGACUGGGUGUACUUUGACACGGAGCUGACCAACAGCAGCGGCCGCGUGUCCUUCAUAAUCCCAGAGAACAAACAGCUGGGGGUUGGUGUCUAUCCGGUCAAACUGGUGGUCAGGUGAGACUGGUAUCUAUGGCACACUCUUCUCUGGCCUCUUUCAGCCAAUCCAGUCCUGAGGCCUGAUAAAUGGUGACCUCUGUUUUUGGAGUGUUUUAGAUUUCUCUGAUGUCUUUUUUUACUCUGUUCCUUCAUUUAUUUCCACCUGUCUCUGUCUCUGUCUCUGUCUCUGUCUCUGUCUCUGUCCCUUUCCCUGUCUCUGUCCCUGGCUCUGUCUCUGUCCCUGUCUCUGUCCCUCUCUCUGUCUCUGUCCCUCUCUCUCUGUCUCUGUCUCUAUCUCUGUCCCUGUCCCUGUCUCUGUCCCUGUCCCUGUCCCUCUCUCUGUCUCUGUCUCUGUCUCUGUCUCUGUCUCUGUCCCUGUCCCUGUCCCUGUCUCUCUCCUCCUCCAUCGUUACAUUAUUUUGUCUCCUAUCACUACCAGGGGGGACCACACAUUUGCAGACAGCUACCUGACAGUGCUUCCCCGUGGGACAGAGUUUGUGGUGUUCAGUAUAGACGGCUCAUUUGCUGCCAGUGUGUCCAUCAUGGGGAGCGACCCCAAAGUGCGCGCCGGAGCAGUCGACGUGGUUAGGUAAUAUGCACCUGGCAUCACUUGGGAUUGGAUAGUCAUAACCACCAAAAUGAUUGAUCUCUGUUUUUGUUUCUAUAACUGGUUGUAUUGCACUCUCUCCACUCUUUCUUAUACUGUUUGAUUUCUUUCCAGGCACUGGCAGGACCUGGGCUAUCUGAUCGUCUAUGUGACGGGGCGUCCAGACAUGCAGAAGCAGAGAGUGGUGGCCUGGCUGUCACAGCAUAACUUUCCCCAUGGCAUUGUCUCCUUCUGUGAUGGCCUGGUCCACGACCCACUCAGACACAAAGCCAACUUCCUCAAGUCACUCAUGGAGGUCAGGAUGGGAGUGGGAGUGGUUGUUGGGUGGUGGGUUUGUGGAGGGGACUGGGGUGGGUAACAGAGGCUGGGGGUAGGUUCAAAAGUAGGUGAGGGCUAAGGGGAAUGGUGCAAAAUGCAUGAUAGGGGGACAAUGAAGGGAGAAGAGAUGAUUGGGGAGAUGGGCAAACAAAAAGAUCAUGAGAGAAAGAUUUUCAAGAAAAUAAGUUGUCUUGGUCAGAAUUUAUAGAUGACACUUAAUUCGCUGGUUCCACAGGCUCACAUGAAGAUCUUUGCUGGCUACGGUUCUACCAAAGACAUUUCAGUCUACACCUCCAUCGGCCUCUCUCCCUCCCAGAUCUACAUCAUUGGCCGACCCUCCAAGAAGAUGCAAGCUCAGUGCCAGGUACGAUACACAUGCACUUCUGACAUUUUAGUUUAGUCCUGGUCCUGUAUACUAUAUGCAGCACACCAUUACAUUUUAUGACUGUCUCUUUCCCCUGCCUGUCCCAACAGUUCAUUACUGAGGGCUAUGCGACCCACCUCUCUCAGCUGGAGUACAACCAGCGCUCCCGGCCAGCAAAGACCAGCAGUGCCCGCAUGGUCCUACGGAAAGGCAGCUUUGGUCUAGGUGCAAACAGCGACUUUCUGCGGAAGCGGAACCACCUGCUGCGCACCAUCUCCGCCCAGCCGGCCCCCAGCUCGCCCACCGGCAGCGGCCACAGCAGACCAGAGCGUACACAGAGCCAGUCAGACAGCCACAGCCACAGCCAGCAUGGCCCGGGACCAGCCCAGCGCAGCAUGAGCAUGGCAGCAGGCUGCUGGGGCCGCAGUGGCAGCACCAAGCUGGAACCUGGGAUUUUCAACCCAAAGUAGGGUUAGGGUUAGAGAGGUAGAUAAGAGAGGGAUGAUAAGGAGAGUGUGUAAAGUGAGAGAAGAAGAGGAUGAAAUUGAGAAAGGAGGGAAAGACUGCAAAAUAAUUAAAGAAAUUAAGAUUGAGAUGACGAGUCAUUUCAAGACAGAGGGAGAGUGAGAUGCUGAUCGUAGGCUUUCAAGGCUCUAAAUAUAGACAGGAAGAAGAAUGAGAGAAUACAGCAUUGAAAACCUUAAGUGCUACGAACCAGUCUUUGUAAAGCAACACUAUCAAUAUAACUGAAUCAACAAA
This is a messenger RNA of Coregonus sp. 'balchen', 19857 nucleotides long. The record is from the annotation of a GenBank genome assembly. Lineage: Eukaryota; Metazoa; Chordata; Actinopteri; Salmoniformes; Salmonidae.